Haliotis rufescens (red abalone) is the source of this 7145-nucleotide messenger RNA. RefSeq names its product calpain-9-like. Gene Ontology annotation, biological process: proteolysis. The coding region runs from base 4252 to 5805 and encodes 517 amino acids. The transcript is spliced from 12 exons. The record is from RefSeq and is a predicted model, not a curated record. NCBI's taxonomy places the organism in Eukaryota, Metazoa, Mollusca, Gastropoda, Lepetellida, Haliotidae. Gene Ontology annotation, cellular component: cytoplasm. Gene Ontology annotation, molecular function: calcium-dependent cysteine-type endopeptidase activity.
CUAAACCCAACUCACUCACUCACUCACUCUUAGAAUGGUCCUUAAUUUUGUCCUGUAACAACAUCAAAAAAAUUAAAUUUACAAAACAUACGUAUAUUUUCCCUCGCUUUUUGAGAGGGCGUUACAAAAUGGAUUGCAGAAUAAAUCGACAUUGUCAUUAGUGCUCUACCUUUUACGGAAUCCCGCUUGAGAUCAUUUCACAACAAAACGUCAAUCUCUUGUUAAAAAUUUGGAUAUAGAGUUUACUGAAAAUAUUUGUCAUAUAGUGCGGCGGGGUAGCUCAGUUGAUAAAGUGUUCGCUGGUCAUGUCGAAAUCCCGGGUUCGAUUCCCCACAUGGGUAAAAUGUGAAAAGCUAAUUUCUGUUCUCUCCCGCCGUGAUAUUACUGGAAUAUUGCUAAAAGCGGCGUAAAAUCAUACUCACUUAGCUCACCUGUUAAAGACACUAGUAUUCGUCUGUAGUUAUUAUGUAAGUUCACAUCGCCUUUCUUGUGUGUCGGUACAAUCAAACAAUGCACCAAGAGUCAGGCAAAUAGGAACUAUCAAACAAAACAUUAAACAAAAUCUCAAUAUUAGGGACUAAUACGUGCUCAUAUAAAGAACUUCAUGAUCAGGUCCGGUUUUUGACAUGUAAUUACAUCUACAAUGGCUGCUAAUAUCUCAUUACUUACAUAGAGGUAAGACUCUUUAAGUACUUCUUUACCAUCUCACAGUUAAUACGAUUAUACAUGAUGAUUUAUAUUUGCGUAUUAUUUGUUAAAUUGCACUUUCAAAAAGUUCAGACUUAUAACCGUCGCUAAAUAACACCGUCUUGUUGCCUCAUCGGACCUAAAACUGUGUGGGACUUCAUGACACGCACUACCGCCCACACUUCCACAGGCCUUCACACACACUUCCAGUGGCGUUUGUGACAAAACGCAAUACACGCAUACAGAGGAAAGGAAUAUAAAAACUCCUCCAAUCUAUAAAAUCGGUAGAAGAUUCUUCAGAUUUCUGCCAUCACAAUGUGUACUCUGUUCGUUCUCUGCAUGGCCUGUUUAGGCGUGGAAGAAGGACUCAAACACAAAUGACCCACAUUCAAUGGCAGCCAACAACGCCCACUUUACCUUUACAACACUCGUAAAACUGUUUGAUGGUGUACAGGUAGACUGGGCGUCUGUGUAAAUACGUUCUCCACUGCGACUUCCAGUCCUGUAGUCGUGUACACGGAGCCUACAGUAUACACCACACCUUGAUUCAUGUAUGUACACUGUCCUAUAGCAACAUUAGUCGUAAUUACAGAAUAUCAAUCGAUGACAUUGCAUAUAUGUCAUAUCGACAUUUGUAUUGUAGAACAUAUAUGGUGUGAUUGUAACCUGUUACAAAGCUAUCAGCGGAUCUGCACAUUAAGUUAUUCUGACUGUAUUGUAUAUUUCAAAAGUGUAUUUGUUGCACUAUUCGAUACGUUUCCAACUCAGGUCUCUGUUAUCAGCAGAAUAUGUAACUAUACUAUUUAAAUACCACUGACAUCACGACGCUCUGCAUUCAAUGGUCGGCCAUUGAUUACUUUCCUGUUCAUACAAAGAUACCCUACCGUUGGCUGCUCAAGGUCGCGUGUGUUCAAUCAUCGUGAGAUUUUCAAAGGCGUGGGAUUGCUCGACCAUAGCAGUACUGAAGGUACAUUUCAUUUACUUCGUAAUUAUACCCUUUAGACUGAAGGAAGACUGUUACUGAUCUCAUGCUCCCCUGACUGACAGACCGUGUCCGAUCGCUACUGCUAAUGUCACUCGCACAGUCGACGUGCAGACUUAGGGUGUGCAUACAGGUGUACGUGCGUGCAACCAGGCGCUCAGUGACGUCAUAUUUGUAUAAAGCAUCUUGGACGAUGUCAGUUUGUGGCGUGUGUUAAUCAGAAAAUAAAAUCUGUGUGGUUUGACACGGGUAGCUUUUGUAAAGCAAGGUCCCAGCCUCCGUUAAUUAUUACCGGGAGGUCGUCAUACGAAUGUGAACGUAUGUUUUGUUUAUGUAGUGGGGAGGUCGCGCGGAUGGUUGUAGGGACCAGUUCAUUAACUUCAGGUAAGGGCACGGGAAUCAGUCAUUUUGUCGGGUUAUCUGUCGUCGUGUCAUUGAGGGAGUGUGAGUGUCGUUGGAAGCCGCUUUCAGCAAUAUUCCAGCAAUAUCACGGCAGGGGAUACCGGACAAUGGGCUUGACACAUUGUACCCAUGUGGGGAAUCGAACCCGAGUCUUCGGCGUGAUGAGGCAACGCCUUAACCACCAGGCUACCCUACCGCCUCUGUCUUAUAAGCCAAAGCGUAUUAUCAUUAUUAUUAUUUAUAUUUUUAUUAUUAUGUUUACGUGUGUGGUUGUAUGUGAUGUGAGUGUGAACAUGUCUUCGUGCAAGUGCCUGUGAAUCUGUUUUGCAUAUCUUAUUUCUAUAUAUUUUAUUCAUCUUAUACAUAUUUGACUUAUUGCCAAAUGAUAUGCAUUUUAUUGAAACAUGUUUAAAUUCGAAACAUGUUUACACGUGUUUAAAUUCUAAAAAUGUUCCAACAUGUUUAAAACCUAAACAUGUUUAGGUUAUGGGGAUUUUGUGUUUGGGUGGUGUUUAGGCUGUGAGACGAUAGCUCAUUUCAUGUGUUUAGACCUAAAUGCGUUCAGAUUGAACACUCCAAAUGUAUUCCGUUUAUCAUUUAAACACGUUCCUAAACAUGUUUAGAUCUAAACAUGUCUUGUCUGUGUUUAUAUUCUAAACACAUUUGUACAAUGUACACACGUGAAAUCGAAAAGAAAAGAUACCUCGCUCAUGUUUAGCCAAAGCUUUACACGAAAUACCAGCUGAACACUGCGUUUAUGGAAUUCAAUGUCCCCCCACAAUCGUCCUCCGUUACUGAACAUGUGCUUUAGAGUAUAUUAAAAAAUGUGACGAGUGUUUGUAUAAAUAAAGACGAUCUCCGGGCUGAAUACAUCCUGUAUGUUCUGAGGACGUCUUAGUCCUUGCUGAAUAAGGCACGCCCUUACAUAUUCGUACUUGUCAAGACUUCCCUGAAAAUUCCUGCGUCAGUCUAUACUAAAUUCCACACAGGCGCGUUCUCAUAUGGUUUGUCUGUGGUUGUUUAUAUCGCCUUUACGACCGUGGACUGUGUUUUAUAUGAGCAACACUAGACACAAUGAUCGGCUAAACGCUGACACAUUACCAUAUAAAAGCUCAGUCAGAUGUACAGAUACACUCCGAGUGGCAGCGUUACCCAGGAGACCGCGAGUUUCACUUUACCCCCGGAGUCCAGUAUCCAGGUCGGUGUGGUGUGUAGUUGUAGAUGUGACGGAAACAAUGCGCAGGUGGUCAUGUCACUGACCUGACGAAAGGACCUGACGUAGCCCUGAAACAUCACUACAGACAAUAAACACGUUGUUACGUAUAAACAUUUCAUGUUUUGAUGUUCUAAAUGUCUAGACCUGAGAUGGAUAAGACUGCCCGGAUAUAUAUCCCCUGAUAUUAAAUUUCAUUGCAGAAUUUGUGUUGACAGAGUGAAUGAGUGAGUUUAGGUUAUCGGCGCUUUUAACAGUUUUCAAUCAUAUCACCACAUGUGAUUCAGCCUAUAACUGCCUAUCAAUUGCCUUAUACAAACGCUCAUUGAAAUCUACAUGGGCACAUACUGGAGACUUAUUCUCUUGCACUGACGGUAAGAAGAUGAGGGAAAACCUGAAGUGAUGCAGUUCUUAGCCGUUUACCAAUUUGAUGACAACCAAGCACAGGUAUGGUGAUGACAAACCAAACAUCACCACGGAGAACCUGUAAUUCGAACCCACUAUCAUAGGAUCCUUGCAUACCUGAGGAGGGCAACUCUACUCAGAGAAUUGCGGUGCUUGCGAAUUGCGGCGUCAGACAACAAACACACACUUACUUUUCUUUGGAAUUUGUAUGAGUUGAGGGCGCCGAAGGUCAGACAGGGCAUGCUUACUCUUUUAGCAAACACCUGGUAUCAUGACUGAUGUUUUGUGUCCAUGCAUAUAACGUUUACCGCAAUGGUGCUUUUCACGCCCAAUGGAUAUUUAGACAACUGGGCAACCGUGGCCAAGUUUAAACUAUUGUUACGUUACUCACUCUGUUCGUGGGUAUCGGUACUUUAUACUCGCGUUGUAUGGUCUCUAUACGCCCCACCUGCACAGAGGACACUGGAGGCGCUGGCCGCAACGAAUGGGCAGAGGCUAGGACAUGCUGUGCAGGCAGCUAGUGCAAUAGAGCAUAGGAGAUAACGUGCAACGUUUUUGAACAAUGGGCUGCUGUUUGUCUAAACGUAAUGUUUACAAAGCUGACGACUACGACCUGUCGAAUGUGGACUACACGGACGCUCCAGAUGGUUCCGGCUUGAAGCUCUGCACAGUGGACGCUCGGGCAUCUGCCAGGCGUGAUGUACACAGACCAGAGCGCCCCCAUGUCCGCCAGGGAGAGAUGUGGACGGACACUGAGUUUACUCUCCCGGUUGCAGUUACAGAUAAUGCCAGCAAACAUCUCCUCUGGAUGAGGCCUCACGAAUUCGUCUCUGACCCUGUCCUGUUCGCCAAUGGAACCUUCAGACUGGACAUUCAGCAAAGGAACUUUGGAACAUGCUGGUUCCUGUCCAUGCUGUCAACACUUGCAGACAAGCCGGAUCUGUGUAAACAGGUGAUCAACGAGGGAUCGUACACCCCCAAAACAGACGGGAUCUGCCACUGCCGACUGUGGAGAUUUGGGGAGUGGGAGGAUGUCUACAUAGACGACUAUCUCCCCGUAUUUCCCGACGGCAGGAACCUAUACGGAGCUGCGUCCGCGACAGCAAGGAACGAAAUGUGGGUCCCUCUCAUGGAAAAGGCUCUAGCAAGGCUACACGGGUCGUACAGCGUGGUGGAAGGGGGGUACUCGAGCGAUGCCUAUCUGAUGCUCACUGGGGGCAUAGCUGAGAAGAUCGACUUCUACAACACACAGUCUAGGGCUGCAGCGCACAGCAUGUUCCGCCGGAUCAGCAACGCGCUCAACACGGGGUCCCUGGUCACAUGUAGUGUUUCGCAACGGCAUCACGGUAUAAUGGGUUUGAUGGGACCACACGCCUAUUCGCUCAGCGGAACGUACAUGGUGACGAGGCGUGAUGGCGAGAAGGUGCCCCUCCUGAGUAUACGUAACCCCCACGGCAGCCACGAGUGGACAGGGAGGUGGUGUGACGGGAGCGGGGAGUGGGCCACCCUGGCGGAGGGGUCUCACAUCCACAGGAACAGGAAUGAGGGAGAGUUCUGGAUAGAUGUCGCCGACUUCCUGAGAUAUUUCAGACAGGUCACAAUCUGCUCUCUCACUCCCGACUUUGACAAAGAUGGGCGAUCUGACUCACUGAAUUACGUACUGAGGGUAUUUAGCGAAUGGCGAGGAAAAUCCGCUGCUGGCCCGGGUAGCUGGUUGAGCCAAAAACUCCGCAACCCCAGGAUUGCCUUCACAGUCCCGAAAACAGAUGAAGACUACACACCUGUCGUGGUGCAGCUGAUUCAGAAGGCGGAGUAUGGUGACUAUGCUGCUAUUCGGUGUGACGUGUUCAGAGUAGUCAGUGGUGACGAACGGUCCGGAACACUAUACGUGGAUGAUAUCCCAAACGCGGACCCCAGUCGACUGUACAUCGAGAGCCUCCAGUGGUCCUCCCGCUACAAGCUGAGUCCAGGCCGCUACAUUGUCCUUCCGUCCACGUACACCAGCGGCAUGGAGAGAGAGUUCCUCAUACGGGUGUAUACCCCGUGUCCCUUGUACAACUGCGGGAGUAUACCAGGGGAGGUAACGCUCAAACCAGAAGGCGUGUGUUUAUGCUGAUUUAUACCCGGGGAGGUAACGCUCAAACCUCAAGGUGUUUUCUUGCUGCGGUAUACAAAGGGAGGUAAAUCUCAAACCAGAAGACGUUUGUUGAUUCAGUACACCAGGGGAGGUAACUCUCAAACCAGAAGACGUUUGUUGAUUCAGUACACCAGGGGAGGUAACUCUCAAACCAGAAGACGUUUGUUGAUUCAGUACACCAGGGGAGGUAACUCUCAAACCAGAAGACGUUUGUUGAUUCAGUACACCAGGAGAGGUAACUCUCAAACCAGAAGACGUUUGUUGAUUCAGUACACCAGGGGAGGUAACUCUCAAACCAGAAGGCGUGUGUUUAUGCUGAUUUAGUAUACCAGGGGAGGUAACGCUCAAACCCCAAGGUGUUUUCUUGCUGCGGUAUACAAAGGGAGGUAAAUCUCAAACCAGAAGACGUUUGUUGAUUCAGUACACCAGGAGAGGUAACUCUCAAACCAGAAGACGUUUGUUGAUUCAGUACACCAGGGGAGGUAACUCUCAAACCAGAAGGCGUGUGUUUAUGCUGAUUUAGUAUACCAGGGGAGGUAACGCUCAAACCCCAAGGUGUUUUCUUGCUGCGGUAUACAAAGGGAGGUAAAUCUCAAACCAGAAGACGUUUGUUGAUUCAGUACACCAGGGGAGGUAACUCUCAAACCUGAGACGUUUGUUGAUUCAGUAUACCAGGGGAGGUAACUCUCAAAUCAGACGACAUUUGUUUAUAUUGAUUCACUGUCGUGUUACAACAACAUAUUUGUUCCGGAGCACCGAAAACAAAUGUCAUACCUCUGAAAUUAUCAGCUGGAUAGAUAAUGUACAAGCUACAGGUGAAGACAGCGGAACAAGUGUUUUCUAGCAUGUUGAGAUGUGGUAUUCCACAUGUUAACAUUGUAGAAUGAGGAUGAUGUCGAACUUGGCGGAAUUGUGUGCCCCGACGGCGUGGAUGUUUGCUCAUGCAUGGAACCACUGGUUCACAUGGCACAGACUUGAGUACUUUACGGGCAGCCAUUGAAACGUGUUUGUUUAUUGUUAAACUCCACUAACAAUAAUCCAGCUAUAUGACGACGGUCUGUGAAUAUUCGAGACUGAAUCAGACAGAUAUCAUAACGUCAAUCAAGCAAACGACCAAGCCACCGAGCCUGGCCCUACGUCGCCUCCUACGACAAGCAUUGAUUUGUGGGGACCAAUUCUAACCCGGAAUACCCACUGGGGCUACAGGCCGCCGUUUUAUAGCUGAAAUAUUGUUUAUGCGACAUAAAGCAAUAUUUUUUUUAAUCCCAUAUAUUCAUCUAUUUGUAUAAAACUUUGCAAUUAAAUUAUGUUUUGUUUGA